Molecule: messenger RNA, 861 nt
Organism: Rhea pennata
Lineage: Eukaryota; Metazoa; Chordata; Aves; Rheiformes; Rheidae
Gene: POMC
Product: proopiomelanocortin
Exons: 2
Coding region: 1-765 (254 amino acids)
Biological process (GO): regulation of corticosterone secretion
Cellular component (GO): secretory granule; extracellular region
Molecular function (GO): G protein-coupled receptor binding; hormone activity
Source: RefSeq, a predicted model, not a curated record
AUGCCGAGCCCGCUCUGGAGCCUGCCCGUGCUGCUGGGGCUGCUGCUGGGCCACCCCGCCGCCACCCACGGGCCCUGCUGGGAGAGCCCCAAAUGCCAGGACCUCGCCACCGAGGCCGGCGUUUUGGUGUGCGCCAAGGCGUGCCGCGCCGACCUCUCGGCCGAGGCGCCCGUGUACCCGGGCAACGGGCACCUGCAGCCGCUCUUCGAGAGCGUCCGCAAGUACGUCAUGAGCCACUUCCGCUGGAACAAGUUCGGCCGCAGGAACAGCAGCAGCGGCGGCGGCGGGCGCAAGCGGGAAGAGCUGCCGGGCAGCCCGCUCCCGCCGGCGGCCCCCGGCGCCCCGCCGGCCCGGCGCGGCGGCAGCGAGGAAGAGGAAGGCGCCGGGCCAGAGCGGGAGGAGAGCAAACGCUCCUACUCCAUGGAGCACUUCCGCUGGGGGAAGCCGGUGGGCCGCAAGAGGAGACCCGUCAAGGUCUACCCCAACGGCGCGGAGGACGAGUCCGCCGAGAGCUUCCCGCUGGAGUUCCGGCGGGAGCUGCCGGCCGGCGGGACGCUCCCCGCGGAGCAGCAGCAGCAGCAGCAGCAGGAGGAGGAGGAGGAGGAGGAGGAAGGCGGCUCCCGCGGGACGCGCCGCUUCCGCUGGCAGGAGCCCCCCAAGGACAAGCGCUACGGGGGCUUCAUGACCUCCGAGCGCAGCCAGACGCCUCUAGUGACUCUUUUCAGAAACGCCAUCGUCAAAACCGCCUACAAAAAGGGCCAGUAAAGGGGCCGGGCCGGGCCGGAGGGCGGCUCGCGCCCGCCGCGGCCCCGCGUAGCUGUAGCAUCCCGCUGGCAUCGCCCGUCCCGCAGCCGCAGCCGU